Bombyx mori (domestic silkworm) is the source of this 2076-nucleotide messenger RNA. Its product is annotated as major facilitator superfamily domain-containing protein 9. The transcript has 5 exons. The record is from RefSeq and is a predicted model, not a curated record. Bases 182 to 1408 code for a protein of 408 amino acids. Lineage: Eukaryota; Metazoa; Arthropoda; Insecta; Lepidoptera; Bombycidae. Gene Ontology annotation, molecular function: transmembrane transporter activity. Gene Ontology annotation, biological process: transmembrane transport.
AUCGUUAUUUAGUAACACUUGACACAUGUUCGUAGAAGACAGCGCACUUGUGGAUUUAUAAAAAAAGAAAAACAUAUUAUUAUGUAAAAUAAUAGUGACAAACAAAAACAAGCUUCAGUAAAUAUGUCGAUUACGAUUAAAACAGUUUGAGGUUAUGUGACUUCGAGUGCUAAUCGUCAGGAUGGCUACGCGAAUAUUGCAAUCUAUUAGCUUUUUGGAUAUGUUCGGAGCGGGCAUGUUGAUGCCGCAACUAGCCAAUCAUGCGAAACAAUUAGGAUGCAGUCACAUACAAAUAGGAACGAUGAGUGCUCUGUACUCUGGCUUCCAGCUGAUAUCCGGACCUGUCGUCGGAAGUCUCAGUGACACAAAAGGCAGGAAACCAAUACUAUUGUUGUGCCUGUACAUCUGUGCAUUCGCAUAUGUGUCGCUCGGGAUUACAUCCUCAAUUACGCUAUUUCUAUUGUUAAGAUCUGUGAUAGGCAUGUCCAAACAAACCCAACUAUUGACGAACGCUUUAGCGCCAGACUAUGAGACAGAUGGGACCAAACAAUCAAUAAUAUAUGGAAGGAUGUCGACAAUGACUGGACUUGGAAUGUCUGUGGGUCCUAUCAUUGGAGGACACAUAAUGGAAGCCUAUCCCAAUAACGGAUUCACUGUAAUUUGCUGUGUAGUCAGUGCUAUAUUCAUUUUCAAUACAUUUUUGCUCAGAAAACUGCCUGAUGUAAAGAUUUCGAAAUUUGCCAAAAAACAAGUCACCAUACCGAUAAAACUUUUGGAUUCGAUUACAAAAACAGCUAAAGAAUCCAUUGAUGAAUUUCGCAAAAUUGACUGGAGCAUCUUCUGGGAUUUGUUUUUAUUUAAGCUCCUUAUAACGUGUUGUGUUGGAUUGUACUUCAGUAGUUUUAGUUUAUUUUUAAAAAUAUACCAUGAGGUGUCUCCAAAAGAAUUGGGAUAUUUAAUAGCCUUUCAGGGCGGUAUGGGAUCUUUAUGCACGUAUUUCAUUGGCCACAUCACGAAAUUGUACAAACACGAUGAAGAUUUUUCUCAAAGAAUGUUGCAUAUUUCACUUGUAUUAUCUUUUACUUUAUUGGGUUUAUCCAUGACUUCCAGUAUCGUUAUUUUUGUGUUGCUAUUAAUACCUUUUGCUUUAUGUGGAUCAAUAGGAAGAGUUACCACUUUGGAAAUGAUUGCUAGUAGAAGUAAAAACACAAAUAGAGGAACUAUAAUCGGUGCCUCAAAUAGUAUGAAAUCUUUAUCUGGGGUAAUAACCCCAUUGCUUGGUGGUUUUAUUGGAGAGUAUUUAGGUAUAGCUUAUAAUUUCUACUUAGCCUCAUUUGUGGCUACCGCUGGAUCAGUAGCUAUAAAAUAUCAUAGAACAUACGGAACAUCGAAAAAUAAAUCUGAAUAAUUAUUAUAUAUUCCUAUAUCAUUUGAAAGUUAACCCAAUUAAAAUUAUGAAUUCAUAAUUGCUUUACAGUUUUCUUGUAAGUUAAUGCAAGUGGUAAUUAUAUGUGGGGCAGGUGGGGAGUAGUCUCGUGUGUGGCUGGUUCCCACGGUGGGUUCCUUCCGGAGCCGGUGACCCAUGACGCUACCGUCUCGGCGCCCACCUCGCGCCUCUCAUUGUUCCCUUCAAUAGUUCCCUAGACAUUUACCUACGAGGUGAUGUACGCUAGUCUUAUACGCCCCCUCUGUUUAUACAAGGUGCUUUGAAAUCAGCGAUGUGGAAAUUAAAUUCGUGCAGUUUCGUCAUUGUGGUUCGAUUGCUUAAUACAGGUGUUCUGUUUUCGUUCACAAAAUUAACUUUGGCAUUUUUACUGCAGAUUUAUGUUCAUCGUAUUUUUAUUAAUGAUAAUUCAUCUAUUUUAUUAUUUUAAUAAUGUUACAAUGAAAUUAGAAACAGACGUUCCUGUUUAUACAUUUGUGUAGGCUAAUCUACACAAGAAGUGAUUUGGAUCUGGUAUUAUGUGUUUAUGUUUUUAAAAUUUAUUAGUUGAAAUAUGGAAUCAGGUGUUAAUUUUAAAGCACGUCUGACGUAUCAGAUAUUUGUACUUAAAUAAAUUAGUAAGCGAUUAUCUA